AUGGAAACAAUAUUACUGCCGGCAUCAAACCCGACAGGCGCAAAAGAGAUACCAAUAACAUUGAAAGUUUUCGGACGAUUGAUUCAACUAAAUCUGCGUAAAAGUGCUAGAAUUGUAUCGCCUGCGUUCAAAGAAUGGAAAUAUAAUGCGAAAGGUGUGACAGAGAAAUUGUUUGAAUUAAACGUAUCAAGUCAUUGCUUUUAUUAUCAUGAAGAUCAUAUCAGCUCUGCGGUUAUCAACUUUUGUCAUGAACAUGGAUUGGAAGGAUUUGUUUUUGUGGAAAACAACACGUUAGAGAUACAGCCUUUGCAGAACGAUUUCACGCCUAUGUGUUUAAUCUACGAUUUUAGAGGACAAUCUAAUCUUUCACUUGGCAAACCUCAUGUUAUUAAAAAAUCAAUGGAAUAUUUUGCUGGUUCAAGUCUUUACCGCUGGGACAUGUUUAAACUGAAGCGACGUCACGUACGCAAUGUGCAACAAAAUUUAACCAUGGAACUUGCCGUUUUCGUCGAUGAAGCAGCAUAUAAUACGUUCAUGUCUAUUUUGGACAAUGAUGAGGAUAAGUUGCACAAUAUUAUAUUAGCGUACGUGAAUCGCAUCCAGGCUGCCUUUAAUCAUCCCAGUUUGGAUAUCUUUAUGAAUAUUACCUUAAUACGUUUGAAGAUGCCGACAGAACAGCUGUCAAAAUUGCCAGUUUCCGACGGCGAAGCUGGCCAACUGCUCGAUUCGUUUUGCAAAUAUGCAAAUUUUCUCAAUCCUACGAACGAUGAUAAUCCGAAUCAUUGGGAUAUAGGCCUUUACUUAACCGGAAUAGAUCUUUAUGUAGAUAUUCUAGUAAAACAUAAAGGGCAUUACAGAAAUACCAAUAACAUUGAAAGUUUUCGGACGAUUGAUUCAACUAAAUCUGCGUAA
This is a messenger RNA of Linepithema humile (Argentine ant), 912 nucleotides long. NCBI's taxonomy places the organism in Eukaryota, Metazoa, Arthropoda, Insecta, Hymenoptera, Formicidae. The record is from RefSeq and is a predicted model, not a curated record.